Messenger RNA from Paramecium octaurelia, 2560 nucleotides. The record is from the annotation of a GenBank genome assembly. NCBI's taxonomy places the organism in Eukaryota, Ciliophora, Oligohymenophorea, Peniculida, Parameciidae.
AUGCAAGGUCAACAGGGAAAAGUGUACAAGAAAAAAAAGUCUCUCAAAUCUACUUAAAAAUUAUAAGAGAUUCCCCCCAUUUCUACACAAAGAACACUCAAGACAACCAACUAAAUUUUAUCAUAGCGAAGUCCCAUAACAGGUACUACGAAAUCUACUUAAAAUACAAUCGAAACCAAACGAACUAUGUCUCCUGAAGAGUUGAAAUCUUCCAGAAAAAGUAAUAAGACAUAAAAAAAUUAGGAAGGCACAAAGAAUCCCAAUCAGAGCUCACCUUUAUUCACUGAAAAAUAAAAACGUCUUAAAAAAUAGUCAAUACAAUAAUUUAUGAAGGAAAAAAAAUAAUCUGAAAUUUUAAUAGAAAGGCUUUUCUAAUAGAAGAUUUUGCAUGAUAAAUAAAAGAAGUAUUAUUCAGAGUUUUAUAUGAUUUUAGAUUACUCAAUCUAUAAAAACUACAAUUAAAAACUAAAAAAAUAUUUGAAAAUGCUAAAAAAGCUAAAUAGAAAAUGUCAAUGAAAAAUAAACUGAAAAAAUAAAAAAUAAAUGAAAUUAUUGAAAGGUUUCAAGAAAUUUCCAAAAGAUAUGAAAAAAUCUAAAUUGAUUAAAUCGCCUAAUUCUAAUAGGAAGUAGCUAAGCAUUAAUAAUCUUAUAAGGCGUAAACUGAAAACCAAAUCUAAAUGAAUAUUAUUGAAGAAGAAGCUCAGAACGAAUUUUAUUUAAAUUAAGCAGCCUUAUUAAUAUAAAAUCAAUGGAAAGACUUUAAAAAGAAAAAGGAAAAGCAGAAUUAUUCUUAAACUAAAUUAUAAUAAAUGAGCUUAGAUUGGGAACCCAAAUAACAAGUCUCAUAAUAAAUAUCUCCUAACAAUUUUGAGGAUGGCUUUCUUUUUAGCUAAGGAGGAGAAAAAUAAACUCUCAUUUCUAAUAUUAGAAGUUCCACCCUUUCAGAAGAAUCCUAGCCUAUUGUGAAUUAAUUAAAUUAAGAAUUUGAAAAUUGGAAUCUCUUUACCUAAAGAAUAGUUAAAGAUAAAGACAUUUCAAAUAUCAACAAAUAGAUGCAAUAAUAAAUUAUAUCGAUAAUUUAAAAUCACAAGAUAUUAUCUGAAAAUAUUUCAGAAAGAAAAAGUGAAAACUAAUUCAACUAGGAAAAAAGCACAAGCAAUCAUCAAAAGAAAUUGAGUGAGGAUCUUACUAAAGCCAAUGUGUUGUAAUUAUAAUAACGAAUAUAAUAAGAAGAAAGCUUAAUAUCAAAGUACAGAGAAGAAGCCUUAUACCUCAGAUACGAUGUUGAAUUAAAGUAAACUGCAGAAAAGGAUCACUAAAUACUUCAAGAAUGGCUAAAUAGAGAAUUAGAAGAUUUAUAAAAUACAAAAAAGGCUUUUGAGAUUGGUCAUAUGAGAGAAAUAACAACAUUAAAAAAAAUACAAACAGAUAUACUCAUUGCUUCUGCAGAACUCUCGUCUGAUCAAUAAUAUAGCUUAUAAAUUUAAAAGAUCUAAGAAUAUAUAGAUGAAUAGUUCAAUGCCCUAAAAGAAAAACAACAAAAUUAUAAAUCAUAAUGGGAUAUCUAAAAGAAUGUUGAUUUAAUAACUGCUGAAGUUUUAAAUGAAAUGAUCAUAGAUUUUUCUGAAGAGAUGUUGAAUAAAAGGGAGGAUCUUUACUUAAUAAUUUCAAACCUUAUUGUGAAUUAAGAAUAAACUCCUUGUGUUCCUACUUCCAUGUCUGAUAUCUCAGAAUAUUUAGAUAGCCUAUUUAAAUAUAUACUGGAAAAUCAUAAGAAAUCUUUAAUUGAGAAUUUGAAUACUCCUUUUGGAUUUACACCUAAGUAAAGAUUGAAAUUAAUACAUGGAAACGAAGGCUACGAUAUUGACAAUGAUAAUGAUCAUAAAGAAUUCCAAACCUCAAUCGCUUUUCCAAUUGAUGAAGCCAUUUUUGUUGAAUAUGAAAAUAAAAGAAUACCUGAAACAGACAAUAACGAUGAGGUAGAAUGUGCUAUUCUAGAGUUGCAACAUAUUCAUAAUAAAGCUAUUUUCGAUGCUUGCAAUGAGGCUUUAAAUAGUUAUAGACCUUACUAUUACAGUAAUAAUUUAAUUAAAUCUUUUAGAUUCUGGUAUAAAAUAUCCAUGGGAACGAAGUAGCUUAAAUUUAUAGAGAAUAUCUAAUGAAAGCUUAGUAUAAAUAUUGGAAAAAGUGAAAUCAGUAGUAUUAAAAGAGAGUAAAGUUUUGUGUGGCUUUUAUGAGCCAGAAGAAUUCGAAAUGGUCAAAUAAGAGAAAUAAGAAAUAAUAGAGGAGAAAAAUUUAUUAAUGCUGAUGCAGCAGUUAAAUUUAGUUGAAAACCCUUUGUUAGUGGAUACGAAUGUCUAAUUCGAUAAUUUGACUUUGAUUAGAGAUGAGCAACUGUAUAAGUUACUUGUAGAGGAUGUACAAUAUUACAAAUAUAUUUUAGUUGAAAGAAUAGGAAUAUAAUUGGAAUUUGAUUGAGGAUGAUAGAACUGAAUAUCUAAUGGAAUUGAGUGACCAAAUUUUAGAGUAUCUGAUUGAAGAAUUCCAGAAGGAAAUGUGA